Molecule: messenger RNA, 2810 nt
Organism: Colletotrichum destructivum
Lineage: Eukaryota; Fungi; Ascomycota; Sordariomycetes; Glomerellales; Glomerellaceae
Exons: 1
Coding region: 1047-2810 (587 amino acids)
Source: RefSeq, a predicted model, not a curated record
ACUUCUCCCAGCACAUUCACGACACCGCUGCUUCUCGGUCUCUUCGUCCCCCUUUUACCUGGAACAUGUCUGCGGGCGUUGUAACCUGGCAGCUUUCAUUUUCGCGCCCUCGUUCCGCCGCUCCUCAUUUCGUCUCCUGCCAUUUACAUUUCCGGGAAACCGUGGCCAAACCGGGUGAUACCCUUUUUGCCCUGAUUCACUUGACAUCAUCGUGUUAUUGAUCAAGUCAUCGAGAAGCAUACUGAACGCAUACAUAGACAGAAACGAGUCUCUCAACAUGGACCGAAUAUCUUGGUGGUUCGGUAUCUUCAGUGAGGCCAACAGCACUGGUACCACCCCGCAUCCCUGGUACUAAGACGACACAGACGAUCGAAUGUGGUGUCUCCCGAUACCCUCCAGUCGGCUUCGAUCACUGCGCCUAGUCCGCUAUCAGCAUCCCUUGCUCUUGAUACCAAACUCUGGUGCUCGCCUUGCUUCAACCCCUUCAUCUAUUCUUCCUGUUCGGUCCGAUUUGCGAAACGCGGGUCAUGGGUACGACUUGACCACUGCCUGUUGUGCGUGUCCGGAGCUUUGACGCCUUGGGCCUUUCGUGAGUACGCCUAGGGCUAUGCCUCGGGCAUCAUACCUAUUUGAUGCGUUACCAGAGCAAGAAGAGGUAUGGCCGACCCGGAGAUACCUCCCUUUGGGGUCUCCAUGAUGGCCCCUCCCGCCCGGCGAAUCCGAGUCACCUGAGGGAUCGAAUGUGAAAGGGAUGAGCUCUGGGUCCCACAUUCACCCUCAGUAAUUUCAAUGAGUGGCCUAGGAAAUGAUGAUUUGAAGUUCGAGAGUGGUCGAAGAAGCGGUGAGGAUGACCUCGGGUAUCACUGACGGAAGUAAACGGAACCAUUAGCACUGGCGGCUAUGCCGAGUCCUUGUGUGGUAGGCCAACCUUUAAAACUUGUUAUUUUGUAUCUAUAUAUACUGAGGAGAAGACGCCUUCGCUUUCAAUCGCUACUUGAGCAUUGCUUACUGUACUCCGUAAAUUAUUGGACUAGUACUCUUCAAUCAUGUCAAUCGAUCUGGACAAGAUCUGUUUCUACCAACCACCAACACCGGGUGUCCGUCAACGAGCACCCAAAGGAAUAGGACAACAGAGCAACAGCGCAAAUCCCUCCAUCACAGAGGAAGUCGCCGUGAAACCUACAAUUGGAUCCUACACGCAUCAUGGAGACGCAAGCUCAAGCAACAAGUCUGCUGGCCUAGCUCCUGAGGUCCAUCGGCAAUCAGUCGGCAGCGUGCUCACCCCGAGGGACACCACCUGUAGCCGCAUCGGCGGCGAUACUAUACCUAUCAAAACACCUGUCCCUAUGAAAGAGCCUACGAAAUUGGGCAUGACAGGCGAAGGCAGGGCAUCUGAGACAUCAGUUACUCGGUCGUUGAUCAAAGCGCCAACUCCCACAACUUCCCAGCCUAUCACGCUCGCUGAAGCUUCAGCCGGAUCAUUAUCAAAGUCGUGUGAUGGCUAUGAAGUUGAGGGAAACACGGCUAGUCCCCAAUCAACCGGCGAUCGAGCCGAAUCUACACCAGAGACAUCUCUUGAGAGGCACAGCAAAGACGCUGCCUCGACCUCUAUUUGGGAGCAACAGACUGCUUCGUCAAGCGGUCCACAGAGAGGCAGUCUUCCCGCUUGGCUGGAAUGUUGUCGGUCGCAGCCGAUUGACAAAGGCCAUACCCAAGAGGUCUCCGAACCCGUCACAACUGUAUCCGGAAUGCCUGACUCUGUGACGCGGUCUACUGAGGACGACCCGAUGUCUCCAGUAUCGUCACCGUCUGUAACAUCAUCACCACCAGAGAGCGGUUACGAAGUUACGACCACUGGCAUGUGUCAAGCCGUGCUUGGACGGAGCACAUCUGAAAAAACAACAGCUCCUAGCGCCGAGCAACUAUUGGGCAACUCGGGCGAAUCCGAGCCCGAGGUGACUGCUGAGCCCUAUUCGACCAGGUGCAUGUCAUCGCCGGCGCCUCAAGAGGUCGUCAGUCUUGAACAUGUAGUGCAUGUCUCCUUGACGGCAAGCCCAUCUUCAGCCCCUUCAACACAAGCCCUUCGCCGGUCUCGCAGGGGUCGGGUUCCUGCUGGCGGCUAUACUGAGGUUGACUCUGACGCAGAGAGUGACGCCAACGAAAGCGUAAACAUGUCUUUAGAUGAGGACCAACCGCUUGUUACGAGGAGCAGUCCCUUGGGCUCACGAGGCCAGCUCGGCAACAAGCGACGUAGGGCGUGCUCCCACGAAGAAUCCACGAGGGACAGCAGUGCCUCCAAAAAAGUUUGCGGACCAGGAGGAACAUCGACUCAUCCAUCAAAGACCAAAAGAAGGUCACGGCGAAUUGCAGAGCACAAGGAGAUCGGUAUGGUAAGCCCUCCGCGGUCGGAGGGCGCAUCGCAGAAGGAGCAAAGUCCAAUUCAUGUUUUUGCGACCUUUGACGAAUUUCCCCUACACCUCACCCCUUUGAACAACUUCGUUGUCAAGCGUACCAUCGUUGGUCAUGUAACGACGUUCACAAUCGAGUGGCAGCAGGUGACCCCUCAAUGUCGAUGCCAAGUCCCAUCAGAGGUAGCCCGGCCCUCUAGUCAUUCACCCCCCAAGCCAAGACUUGUGAGAUCACCGACGAAACCCAAACGGCGCUUUUCUUACGAUGAGAAUAAACUCCUGCGCGAUUUGAAGGAAAGAAACCUUCCGUGGAAGGAGAUUCAUCGCCAGUUCUCGGUUGUGUUCCCGGGUCGAUCUGUUGGGUCACUGCAAGUUCAUUACAGUACCAACUUGAAGCAUUGA